AUGUCUGUGAACAAUAAUAACCCUUCCAAGGGCAUUGGUGGGUCUUCAUCGUCCUAUGGAAAUGCUGGAAUGCAAUCCCCGUCUAUGUCUACAAACCCUGUGUUUUCGCAAGCCCAGGCCCAAGCCCAAGCCCAAAUUGCUGCCGGUUUUCAAGGGCAGUUUCCACAGUCUCAAGCUCAUGCUAUUGUUCAAGCACAGUCUAAAGCUCAGGCUCAAGCUCAGGCUCAUGCGCAAGCUGCGGCGGUAGCUCAUGCUCAACUCCAGGCUCAUUUGCAAGCUCAAGGGUUGACUCUUAACCAGAAUCAGGUUGGUGGUUUGGGGAAUUUAGGGGUUUCAUCGUCUUCUAUGUCUACGCCUGCGAAACGAGGUCCUUUGAAGCCACCUAUGCGGCCGGUUGGAUUUUUGCCUCAAAACAAUUUCUCACCGUUGAGACCGAUGGAACUCACACCUGCUGCAAGGAGGAAGAAGCAGAAGCUUCCUGAGAAACAGAUGCAGGAAAGGGUGGCUGCUAUCCUGCCUGAAUCUGCUCUUUAUACACAGCUUCUCGAGUUUGAGUCUCGUGUUGAUUCUGCGCUUUCUAGAAAGAAGGUUGAUAUCCAGGAAGCGCUGAAAAAUCCGCCUUGUAUUCAGAAAACUCUUCGGAUCUAUGUAUUUAAUACAUUUGCCAAUCAAGUUCGCACGAUUCCUAAGAAGCCUAACGCUGAGCCUCCAACGUGGACAUUGAAGAUAGUUGGGAGGAUAUUGGAAGAUGGUGUUGACCCUGAUCAGCCAGGAGUAGUUCAGAAGCAGUCUCCGAUGUAUCCUAAGUUCUCGACUUUUUUCAAAAAAGUAAUAAUUUCUUUGGAUCAGAGGCAAUAUCCCGAUAACAACAUUAUUGUGUGGGAGAAUUCUCGAUCACCUGCUUCUCAAGAAGGUUUUGAAGUGAAGAGGAAAGGGGAUAAAGAAUUUACGGCGAAUAUACGGCUGGAAAUGAAUUAUGCACCCGAGAAGUUUAAGCUUUCGACAGCAUUGACAGAAGUUCUUGGUAUCGAGGUCGAUACCCGUCCGAGAAUUAUUGCUGCAAUCUGGCACUAUGUGAAGGCUAGGAAACUGCAAAACCCUAACGACCCUUCUUUUUUUCACUGCGAUCAAGCUCUUCAGAAAGUAUUUGGGGAAGAAAAAGUCAAGUUCACAACAGUUUCGCAAAAAAUAUCGCAGCAUUUGUUCCCUCCACAGCCUAUAAUGUUGGAGCAUCAGAUCAAACUCUCGGGAAAUAGUCCAGCUGGGAGUGGUUGUUAUGAUGUGACUGUUGAUGUUCCUUUUCCAAUUCAGAGAGAGCUGUCUGCACUAUUGGCUAAUGUCGAAAAGAAUAAAGAGAUUGAAACAUGUGAUGAAGCGAUAUGUGGAAUCAUCAGAAAAAUUCACGAGCACCGAAGGAGACGGGCGUUUUUUCUUGGUUUCAGUCAAUCUCCCGUAGAAUUUAUUGAUGCCUUGAUUGAAUCUCAAAGCCGGGAUCUGAAAACUGCAGCCGGUGAACCUAGUCGCAGCGCUGAAAAAGAGCGUAAAUCAGAUUUUUUCAACCAACCAUGGGUUGAAGAUGCUGUUAUUCGAUAUUUGAAUCGCAAACCAGCUGCAGGAAGUGAUGCACCGGGAAGCACAUGA
Messenger RNA from Lathyrus sativus (Indian pea), 1641 nucleotides. The record is from the annotation of a GenBank genome assembly. Lineage: Eukaryota; Viridiplantae; Streptophyta; Magnoliopsida; Fabales; Fabaceae.